AGAUGUGUCGGGCGGCUGUAGCUUUCGUUAUCUUCGUGCCGCCGCCGAUCUUGGUCUUCGUACACGUUCACACAUCCAUAUGUGCCGUACAUAUAUUUAUUGUCACACGUUAAUUGGCAUUUAAUUAAACGUCGAGCUUCGUCGUCGCUGUUAUUCCACUGUGAACGCUCGAAUUGCGCGGUUCUCCGUGUCGCGAAUAACGAAAUCCCUCUGUGCGGCGUAAAAAAAAAUUAAAAAACAAAAGCAGACCACGAAUAAAGGAUAUAUUUGAUUCAAUUAACUGGUGUAAUUUCGAGACAGUACUAUAGAAGGAAACCGGUUUACCAGAAUAAGCACGAAAUUAUACCCACUUUAUGGGCUGCCCUGGCCAAACCAAAAGUAUAGAUUCUAUCUUGCGCAAAAUCUCAAAACUCGGAUCAUACGAUAUUUCUAUGUGCGGGUCGCAACCGAUGUCUGGUUAUAUUGAGUAAAACGCAAUAAUAUAUAGCCACCACCGAUCGGCCAGAAGAGCAGAGAGAGAGAGAGAGUGAGAGAGCGGCGGUAAAGGCGGCAAUAAUCAGCAUCUGAAAGAGAGCGAAAUCUGGAGCGUUUCAAUGCGCUGCCAUCUCCUCCAUUUUUUAUAUUUUUUGUUUGCCUUGGUUUCGGUUUUGCACUAUAGUACUAUUAGUCGCUGCCACUAAAAGGGUCGUUCUCUGUUUGAUUAGUCGCGUUUAAUCAUCAGGGUCGUGGCGUUUCGGAGAGCACUUCCGAUCACUUGCCCGCCGGCUGAUGCCGGAGCAUCACCUACUACUGCUGCCCAUUCGAUCCAAAGCAACAUAAUCGCCAAGCCAUCAUGUUGACGACCGUCCUGAACUUUGCCCAGCGCGUCGCCGAGAUUUCUUUGCUUGGCGGCAUAGAGAUUGCAUCAGUUGCCCUUAUUGUCUACUAUAUAUUCGCCAAGACGAGGGCUCCUGUUAUUAUCGCUGGCCUGUUUCCUAAUCUGAAUUUGAGCUACCGGACGAGCUACCUCAGCAAGAUCAACACCAUCCGCAGCGAUCUCCUGGUCAAUUUGCGAUCAUCCAACGAGCCCAAGACGCAGAAUUCCGUGGCACAUGGCAUUGGGACACAGAAUAUGUUGGAGCUAACCCCGCAGUCAGGUCAGAAGCCAUUCAAGAAGCUCCUUGAUUGGGGCGUGCUUUUUCCAUUUGUUGCCCAGGUGGUGCGCAGCGAGAAAUUCGAGUAUCGGCAGGUCACUGAAAUCGUGCACAACGAUGCUGUGCUGAAGCACGCCAUUAAACAAGCUGCCGAGCAGACGCUGAGGGAACAGCGGUAUGCGAAAAAUGGACAUCGGCUGCUCACGCGAAGCGCUAGCGGGGACCAGCAAGCACAAGAGGAGGAAGAUGAAAAAAUCGGCAUAUCUUACCAGUCCAUUCUACGCAAACAAGAGCAACGCGCCAUUAGCAUUCUAAAGGACAUGGGCUCGACCCUGAACAAUGGUUUGCUAGCCUUCACGUCAUGGAUCCUCUACAAGCUACUACCAUGCUUCCUCUCUGGAGUCGUUACCAACACCAAGCAGAUUGAGAUGCUUAAGACAGCGUCCGAGCGAUCACCUGGUACCCCGUUGAUCUUUGUGCCGCUGCAUCGUAGCCAUUUGGACUACAUCAUGGUGACGUGGAUACUCACCAACAACGACAUCCGUAGUCCGCUUGUGGCAGCUGGUAAUAACCUACAGAUACCCGUAUUUGGCGGCCUUUUACGUGGUUUGGGUGCGUUCUUUAUCAAGCGCAAGAUCGAUCCAGUGGAGGGAAAAAAGGAUGUGCUUUACCGUGCUGCUCUACAUCUGUAUCUCACGCAUGCCUUAAAGCAAGGUCACAAUGUGGAGUUUUUUAUCGAGGGGGGACGAACGCGCACUGGCAAGCCGUGUAUGCCCAAGGGCGGCAUCCUUUCAGUGAUUGUGAACGCUUUCAUGGACGGCAGCAUACCGGACGCGCUGCUGGUACCCGUGUCUGUUAACUACGAGCGUCUGGUUGACGGAAACUUUGUGCGUGAGCAGAAGGGUGAGAAGAAGAUACCUGAGUCAUUCAGCAAGGCCAUUUCGGGCAUUUGGAAGGCCCUUAAAUCGAACUAUGGCCUAAUGCGAAUCGACUUUAAUGAACCGUACUCGAUACGGGAGCUGGUCAAUUCGUACAACAAAAUAGCUCGAGAGGAUGGUAACAAUGCCAAGGUCUACAAACCAGCUGCCAGGGUCCUUCAGCACAAUCAAUCCACAUCCUCGCUCUACGGCACCGAUGUUGUGUGCGAGGAGCACCGAAAUCUCAUCGAAAGCAUAUCUCGCCAGGUGGUCUUUGACUGCGCCGCUGCCACCUCUGUGAUGUCUACCAAUGCACUGGCUUUUCUAUUGCUCACGCGCUUUAGGAACGGCGCCGAGGAGCAGAUGCUGUCCAGUGCCCUAGAUGACUUACGAAAUUCGUUAUCCGGUUCCAAGGACAUUGGGUUUUCUGGAGAGUCCUCACAGAUUUUGGCUUAUGCCUGUGACCUACUUAGUUCAGGUCUUGUUACCCGCACUCGGGAUGAGAAUGGGCGUUUAGUUAUUAAGGCUGUGAAUUCAGUGGAAAGCUUUAUUGAACUGGCCUACUACUCCAACAUGUUGACACCGCACUUUGCCCUCAGUUCGAUACUGUUGACAACCUUCCACUCCCUGUUGCCAGAAACUGAGAAGAGGAAAGACGCAGGAGUGUCUCGCAAAAAACUAAUGGACACUGCGCUGGAAAACUGCCAGAUCUAUCGCUAUGAAUUUAUAUUAAACAAACCGACUCAAAUACUGGAGAAUUUACUGUACAAGCAGUUGGACGACCUCUUGUUCAGUGGAUGCAUUCGGUCUGAAAAGCAACAAGAUGAUUUGCCAAAUGCGGCUGAAUGCAGGCGCUUGGCUCAAAGCCUAACGGACUGCCUAGAUGAGGACGACGAUGAUUACCUCCAUGUGCGUAAUGGCGAAGUCGAUGAACCCAAGUUGUUGUUUGCCAGCGAAACCCUGCCCCAACAGCGAAACAUAUGCGAGGUGCUGGCUCCCUUCGCCUGGACGUAUGUGACGGUGGCACAAUCCCUGCAGAUACUUCACCGAAACUCCAUGCUGGAGUCGGAAUUUAUUAGCUUUGUGAUUAAUGAUUUGAGCAGCAAAGUGAAACGCGGCAGCUGCAUCUAUGCUGAAAGCAUAUCAACUGACUCCGUGCGCAACUGCUUGAAAUUGUUGGAGAAAUGGUCUGUGAUCGAGGUGUGCAACCAACAGGGCAUGCGCCUGAUCUCACUCAAUACGCUCUACGAGAUGUCUCGGGAGUCGCUCAAUACCAUUGUCAAGAAGAUUGAUGCAAUUGUGCCAAAAUUCAAUUCGGGUUAUUUUAAUAUGACGCCUUAACGGGGCUCGCUUUAUUUUUGGCACUCUUUUUUAUCCUUGUAUAGUGUAUAUCCACUUAAGUUUAAAGUGCGUACUCCUAGAUCUUAGACUAGUUUUAUAGUCAUACGAGUUUAUAUAUGCCAAAAAGCUAGCUUUACUGUAACUAAGCGACAAAACAGUGAAAUAUGAACAAAUUUCUAUUGUAUAAUUUAAAAAUUUUUCUAUAUGUGGCCUUAGAGCAGCAUGACAAAAAAAAAACAAUACAAUAUAUCAUCUAUACUGAACUGAUUGAUUAAACUUUAUAAUUUUAUACUAUAAGCAAAUAGAAAAGCUUAAAAAAUAA
Molecule: messenger RNA, 3713 nt
Organism: Drosophila eugracilis
Lineage: Eukaryota; Metazoa; Arthropoda; Insecta; Diptera; Drosophilidae
Gene: mino
Product: glycerol-3-phosphate acyltransferase 1, mitochondrial
Exons: 8
Coding region: 833-3391 (852 amino acids)
Biological process (GO): phospholipid biosynthetic process
Cellular component (GO): plasma membrane; mitochondrial membrane
Molecular function (GO): glycerol-3-phosphate O-acyltransferase activity
Source: RefSeq, a predicted model, not a curated record